Zootermopsis nevadensis is the source of this 6355-nucleotide messenger RNA. It is a transcript of the gene Frmd5, whose product is annotated as FERM domain containing. NCBI's taxonomy places the organism in Eukaryota, Metazoa, Arthropoda, Insecta, Blattodea, Termopsidae. Gene Ontology annotation, molecular function: cytoskeletal protein binding. Gene Ontology annotation, cellular component: cytoskeleton. Gene Ontology annotation, biological process: actomyosin structure organization. The record is from RefSeq and is a predicted model, not a curated record.
CUGUUUCGACUUCAGAUUUCAGUUUCUGUGUCACAUACGCUGGCAGGGUGCAAUGGACUCUGAUUCACUAAUCUUGUGGAACGCAAUACAAACUUGGUCACUAUUGCUGAAAUUCAGCCGUACUCUAUGCCAUGCCAGGGAAGUGACACCCCCACCUACCACACACAUACCUUUUCCAUUUUAAGGCCAGAACUGGAGUCAUUGCAGUGAAUAAAACUGCAAGUGAAUUUUGUUGGUGGAUUGUUUAAAUUUGUUCAAUUUUUAAAUUAAUAAUAAAACCCUGCCUUAACUAGAACUGAUGCUUUCAUUUUGCUCACUUAAUUUAUCUGCUUUUUAUAUAUUUUUGUAAUCUGUCCUGAUGUAUUGAUGUGUGGAAUAAAUUCUCUUGUUCAAGCCUCUUGGUGUUUUGUACCCUUUGAUUCAGUGGUACCAUCUUCAUUUCUUUUUCUUUUUUUCAUGAAGGAGUAUGUCAGAAGUGAGAAAGGUAGUGUGAAUUUGUGUUGUGUGAUACAGCCAGUCAAGAGAAUUUUGUUUUUAUGUCCACUUUAAUAUACUCUUUGCGACCAGCCAUUUACUGGGUCAGAAAUGAGUGGCUGUAAAUAAAAAUCUCUAUGAAUUUUUGGUGAGUGUUUGAACGUCUUUGAACUUGUUCCCCUUUUACAAUGUGCACAAUGUUGUAAGUUUGGUUAUGAAGUGCCUUACUCUGUUGUCAAUCAUCUGCUGACAUCAAGUUCAGAGAUGAUCUUCUGUUGGCUGUCAUUUUGAUGAUGAUGCAUGUACAUAUUGCUGCAUAUUGUAUUCCCUUUUGCUGUGGCAGAUAUGAUCUUUUGCACUAUACAUUUAUUUGUGUUGGUAUGGUGUUAAGUUACACGUUGGCGAAGGUUAUUGUGUUGUAUAACUUAAGCUUUCAUUGAUGAGCCAUGUAAUGUGUUGCAGCUGUUCCAUUUCAGGAAACAUUGCACUUGUCAUUUACAGGGCAUGUGGGGUGGGAGCAAGGUAGGGUAUGAGUGAUGUGAUUUGGCAAGCAGUGGAGUCGGUUGCUGUCCGUUGUAUUAUCCUUUUGUUUUCUGUUUCUUAAAUGAUUUAAUAUAUCUGGGACAGGAGAAAGGGAAUCUAUGUCCAAAAGUCCUUCAUACAUUGCCUGGAACGCGUGUGUCUGCUAAAUAAUUUGUCCUUGUAUUGUUUGUCACUGUUAUCACAAGUUCUAAUUGUUGGCAUCAGUACCUGACCAUAAUUAGCACAAGCCUAUUGCAAAAUGUCAAGGAAUGAUGCAAUCAAAAGUCACUCUCAUGUUCAAUAAAAGGAUACCGUUCUAGGAUAACAAAAAAUGUUGUCACUAAGUGCAGCUUAUGUUGCCUUCACAGUUAAGUCGCAAUUGAAACUCCUAACAUUUUUUUCAGUCCAUUUGGAAAAUUACUGUUUGAAUGGUCACAGUUUCCUUACAAGUGUAAGUCCAUAAGAGUAUAAGCAUUUUUAAACACGGUUUUGGAGAUAUUACAGGCCUUGUUUUAUGUGAGUGUGAAACUUGGCCUUUCUCUCUAAGAGAGAAUGUUUGGACCCAAGAGGGAUUAAAUAACAGUAGACUAGAAAGUUGCAUAAUGAAGAGCUUCAUAAUUUAUACUGUUCACCUAAUUCACCUUGUAGGGAGAGUCACCACCACUGCAUUUGUGCUCUCCUCUUUUUGGAGCUGCACUUUGAAUCCAUGUAGUGACACUUGAGCCAUGAUUUCGCUAAUGUAUUUGCCUUCAUAGCUUAGUGCUAAGUACAGGGAUUGUUUUGGCUUACUUGGCCUUUGAAUUACCACUAUAAUAAAAGAAGCCUCAAGUUUUUGGACUGUAAUAUUUUCUUACUGUUGAGAUGAAUCCUAGGAGGUUGAGAUUACCCUCAUGUUCUAUUACCAGAGAAUUAAUAUCAUACCAGAAUCAAAACUAGACAUUUUAUUUUUAUAAAGUAAGAUAAAAUUACAUACGUAACAUUUACAGCUAGGUACAAGAAAGAACUUGAUUGUAAGGUUAUGAAAUGUUUAAUUUUCAAUGGCCAUAUUGCAUCCUAAUUAAAUUUAUUCUCUUGAUGGAAGCUAAGAAAUUUAGAAACUUGGCUGUAACAGUAGAGAAAAGUAUUUUUAGGGGCAGUUUGAGGGAUGUAAAAACAAAAUUUGGACAGGGGAAAAGUAAUAUACAUGUUUGAGAAUUCCUACAAAAUUCCCUAUGGUUAGCCAAGCACAUCACCUUUGCAUAGUUGCAUAUAAUACUCUUUUUUUCAUUGCCAACAAAAUGUAAUAAUUUCCCUGCUGGUGAGUAUAUGUAAUGAAUCAGGAGGCCAUGAAAAAUAAGUCAUAAUGGCUGCUGGAAAUAUUGGUGCUGGUGUUUUAUUGUGGUGUGAUAUAUCAUUUUAUAAGUGUUAGUUUUGCUGCUGCUUUUUCCAGUUAUGUUUAAAGAGUCAUGAGAAAGGCAAGCACCUACUAGAGCAAGUGUGUCGGCAGCUGAAUCUCAUCGAGAAAGACUAUUUUGGCUUGCGCUAUGUUGAUCACACAAGACAAAGGCACUGGCUGGAUCCAGCAAAGGCAGUCCUCAAACAAGUUAAAGACAUGGAACCCAUCCUGUUCAGUUUCCGGGUCAAGUUCUACCCGCCCGACCCUUUCCGGCUCAAGGAGGAGAUCACCCGCUACCAGAUCUACCUGCAGCUGAAGCGAGACCUACUGCACGGGCGGUUGUACUGUACCCCGGCUGAGGCGUCGCUCCUGGCAGCUUAUAUUGUCCAGUCUGAACUGGGGGACUAUGACCCUGAGGAACAUGAGGGCAACUAUGUGUCAGAGUUAAAUCUCCUCUUGAAGCAGACACCGGAGAUUGAGGAGAAGAUUAUGGAGAUUCAUCAGACACAGCUCAAGGGGCAGACUCCUGCACAAGUUGAGAACAACUUCCUGCGCAAGGCCUGCCAACUGGACACAUAUGGGGUUGAUCCGCACCCUGUGAAGGAUCACCGGGGAAACCAGCUGUACCUGGGCAUCAACCACUGUGGCAUCUUAACUUUUCAGGGCUCGCGCAAGACUCACCACUUUCGCUGGGUCGAGGUGCAGAAGAUAAACUAUGAGGGCAAGAUGUUUAUCGUGCACGUCACGUACAAUGAGGACCCUAGGAUAAAGAAGAAGCGCACCGUGGGGUUCAAGUGUCCUACUGGUGCGGCGUGUCGGCAUGUUUGGCGUUGUGCCAUUGAGCAGAUGUUGUUCUUUACGUUACCAUCGAGUUCAGAGGCUCCGUCAGUUGUAACUGGGGGCAGUUUCUUCUCAUGGGGCUCGAAGUUUCGAUACUCGGGUCGUGUUGAGCGUGAGAUCUUGGAAGAUGUCGGUCCGCUUCGGAGGGAAGAGCCCGCUAUAAACCGCAGCUUCCGGACCGCGAGUCUCCGGCGCAAGGCUUCGUCUGUACCGGCCACCCCCUCUACCCCCAUCGGUUCCGAACUGGGUGAGAUUAGGUAUGGGAGCUUGCCUCGUGCGAACCACUCGGCACCGCUCUCAGACUCACGGUUAGAUGGCGGUCUGCUGGUGGAGGCACCGCUGUCAUCACCGUACUGCUCUGACAACACACUGCCGCUCCUUGAGACGGUCAGUGAGGACCAGGAGAUGUGCAGCAAGCAUCGUACUCCUGUCGCCGCCAACCAAGCAGGAGAAGUGAUUGAAGACUUUCUAAGACAUGAACGUGGUGAACUUGAUGUAACUACAACUGCCAGCGAACCAAUAUCUCAGACCGAGACCGUUCUGACACACCACUUGGUGAACGGUGGAGGUGGCAAAGAAACGGAGGGUGUCCAUUCCCACCACACCUUUGAUGACUACUACUUCCGAGACUCGUUUGAGCAGUCUUCUUCUGAGUCGCAGCUGGUCGAGGCCUCUGGUGGCUUCGGAGCAAAGCCAAGCAGCCAGCCACUACCGAGACCGAGUCCCAGCUUAAAGCCUGCACCACUGCCAGCACCACCGGCACCAGCCCCAGUGACCACCGCUACUGCUCCGCGUCGGUUCAAUCUUCUGCAGGUGUUUGUGCCGUCAUUCCUGUGCGUAGCGCUCUCUCUGGCUCUUGCCACAAUGCUAGUGCUGGAGUCAGACUGCGAGAUUCUUGGCACGGUGCGCCGGUGGCCUGAGAUGGUGGUGCUACGACGUGACUACUAUGAACCGGCAAAGGAGUUUCUACGUCAGAAACUGGCCAGGCUCCUGUCUUAAAUGUUCACCACGUGCGUCAUCUGUUGUUGAAACGUGUGCCACUUUGUGCACUGACACACAAGUCAUUAUUUCCUCUUCAAAUUUCUGUCAGGGUGGGUCAUCCUAUAAUGGAUGCUUCUCCUUUGUCCUCCAAUUAACACUUCCCUGUCAUCUCUGUUGCACACUAUUGCCCUAUUCUAUUUUAUGUGUCCUCACUCACUUUGUCUCUGCACCUUGUCCUGGUCUCUCAGAUAUCAGUUUAUUUUGCAUGUUCAUUUCUAAUCUUGCAAAGGAGUCCUGUUGUUAUGUACAUGUGUGUGCCUCUUUAUGUGACCACUUGAAGCAAAACUUAAAGGGACAAAAUAUUGUAAGUGAUCAUCAGAGAAUCAUUAGGUUCUAAUGUCAACUAUUCUAAGGUAGCAUCAGGUUUUGUCAGUGCUCAAAGAAUCCGCGCUGUAUUCAGUGGAUUUGCCAAAGUUGUCACUGAUGAAAUGAGAUCACAUGUUUUGUCACCCACACCAUGACUAACGCAUGUGCUCUUGAGAGAUUUACUUAACCUCUGUAGUCUGUGGAUCACAGCUUUUGUUGUCCCACCAAACUAUUAACACCAGAGUUCAUGUCCAGCUGGACGCCCCAUUAGUAUAGGCGCUGAAAGUGAUGUGAGAUGAAGGUUAAUGUAACAACGCACAAUGUUAAAGGUAUAGAAAAGGGAUUGAAAUUGCAUUUAUUUCCACAGCCAUGGCAUGCCCCUCCCACCUCUCCAGUAAGGAAAUUACUGGGUUGUUUGAGUAAGCAGAGGUGUAACAUCAGGUUGGAUUUUACAUGUGAUGAUUUUAAUUUUAAUGCUCAUUUGUUUUCUUGUCAUAAAACAGCAUCACUCUGAGAAAAUCAUUUCUUCCCCCACUGUAAAUACAUUUGUUUGUUUGACAUAUUAAUACAGUUACGUCCCACGCUUUCUCCUUCACUUACCUUGGCAUCUUGAGGAAGAGACCAAAUGUCGCAGCCAAGUGGGUUAGCACUCCUGCUUCGUAUUCUGGAGGUCCUGAGUUCAAAUAUCAGCCCUGGGAUGAGCUAUCCUUGCUGGGGUGUUUCAUGGUUUUCCUCAUUCCUGCCAUGCAAAUGCCAGGAUUGUGCCUAAAUUAGGCCAUAGCCACUCCCUUUCAAUUCAUUAUUCAUUAGAUCGUCAUACCAUGUGACACUACAUAGUCUAGAUACUGACAGCAUUGUUAAAUAAACCACUUAUAAAUAAAAUAGGGGGGUGGGGUCCGGGAGGUGAGGAAGGGAAGUAUGACGCAGCUUCCCUGAAGGUGGGGCAGACAAGGUACGUCCUUUCGUAGUUCACAUAUUUUCUAUAUGUGACACUGUAGUUGUGCUAGUGUUCCACUUUAAAGUACAGCUAUGCCACAGACUGCAUUAUUCACUUAGUAGGAAUUAAUGUUUUUCAGGUUUUGGUUCAAGAAUGGUUAUCGACCAUGUACUAACUGUCUCUAGUCCCAAGCAGAUGGUGCAAGCAUACUGAGAUCUUACUACAGGUCUAAUCAUGCUACUUUGGUAUUAACCUCAACCUGUGGCAGGUAUCAGUCGUGAACUGUCUCCAGUCAAAUACUGCACCUACCCCCUUCCAAAAUAAUGUCGAUCCAGAAAUUGUAAUCCAAAAUUAUAUCUUCAUUAGCCUAAGUUGAAGGUGCAAUAGUGUAGAAACAUAUUCCACAUUUUUGCACUCUUCUUACACUGUGUCUGUUGAGUCGAGUAGUAGUAUAAAUUUAAGCCAAUUGGAGUAAAGAAUCAAAACAUGUAAUUUUAAUUGCAUUUUAAGACACUGAUCAAGUGUGGCACACGCUUCAACAACACAGUGCCCUAAACUGUGGCAGAGUGAUUGUCGGGUGUUUGAAUCGGACAUGAAGACCUCAAAGUGCCUGGCCAGUCAAUACUCGUGCAGUGCAGCGUUGCCACUUGUUACUGCAGUAUCUUCGUAGCUUCUCUGCUGUGCGCUGUCUUGAUAUUUACAAAUAUUGAACCUGUUCUGUAUGGGCUUAGGAAUCUAGUGUGACCCGUCAUGGAACAUUUCCUCUAUUUUUCAAAUGAUUUGGUCAAACUGAAGAUUCAGGUGUUCUGGUGGUGCUCAUGUGUUAGUUGAGGUGUUGCAUUUGACAAUGUUUCUUACCA